Messenger RNA from Orycteropus afer afer, 2928 nucleotides. It is a transcript of the gene FBXL5, whose product is annotated as F-box and leucine rich repeat protein 5. Gene Ontology annotation, molecular function: protein binding. Gene Ontology annotation, biological process: intracellular iron ion homeostasis; SCF-dependent proteasomal ubiquitin-dependent protein catabolic process. The record is from RefSeq and is a predicted model, not a curated record. Lineage: Eukaryota; Metazoa; Chordata; Mammalia; Tubulidentata; Orycteropodidae. Gene Ontology annotation, cellular component: SCF ubiquitin ligase complex.
GCGCGCGCCGACGGGGCGGGCGCAUGCGCAGGGGGGCGCGCCGCAUCUGCCCCGCGGCGAGGGUGUCUAUGGAGAGGCGGAGGCCGCGGCUGCUGAGGCGGAGGUUGAGGCCGCGGCGAUGGCGCCCUUCCCCGAAGAAGUGGACGUCUUCACCGCCCCGCACUGGCGGAUGAAGCAGCUGGUGGGGCGCUACUGCGACAAGCUUUCUAAAACCAACUUUUCCAACAACAAUGAUUUUCGUGCUCUUCUUCAGUCUCUGUAUGCUACUUUUAACGAGUUCAAAAUGCAUGAGCAGAUUGAAAAUGAAUACAUCAUUGGUUUGCUUCAGCAACGCAGCCAGACCAUUUAUAAUGUACAUUCUGACAAUAAACUCUCAGAGAUGCUUAGCCUGUUUGAAAAGGGCCUGAAGAACGUGAAGAAUGAAUACGAGCAGUUAAAUUAUGCAAAACAGCUGAAAGAGAGAUUGGAGGCUUUUACUAGAGAUUUCCUUCCUCACAUGAAAGAGGAAGAGGAGGUUUUCCAGCCUAUGCUGAUGGAAUAUUUUACUUAUGAAGAGCUUAAGGAUAUUAAAAAGAAAGUGAUUGCACAGCAUUGCUCGCACAAGGAUACUGCAGAGCUGCUCAGAGGUCUUAGUCUGUGGAAUCAAGCUGAAGAGCGACAGAAGUUUUUUAAAUAUGCUGAGGAUGAAAAGUCAGAUAAAGAAACGGAUGUUUCAGAACACUCUACAGGUAUAAGCCAUCUUCCUCCAGAGGUAAUGCUGUCAAUUUUCAGUUAUCUUAAUCCUCAAGAAUUGUGUCGAUGCAGUCAAGUAAGCACUAAAUGGUCUCAGAUGGCAAAAACGGGAUCACUAUGGAAACAUCUUUACCCUGUUCAUUGGGCCAGAGGUGACUGGUAUAGUGGUCCUGCAGCAGAACUUGAUACUGAACCUGAUGAGGAAUGGGUGAAGAACAGAAAAGAUGAAAGUCGUGCUUUUCAGGAGUGGGAUGAAGAUGCUGACAUAGAUGAGUCUGAGGAGUCAGCAGAGGAAUCGAUUGCUAUCAGCAUUGCACAAAUGGAAAAACGUUUACUCCACGGCUUAAUUCAUGAUGUUCUCCCAUAUGUUGGUCCUUCUGUAAAAACUUUAGUAUUAGCCUACAGCUCUGCAGUUUCGAGCAAAAUGGUUAGGCAGAUUUUAGAGCUUUGUCCUAAUCUGGAGCAUCUGGAUCUUACCCAGACAGACAUUUCAGAUUCUGCAUUUGACAGUUGGUCUUGGCUUGGUUGCUGCCAGAGUCUUCGGCAUCUUGAUCUGUCUGGAUGUGAGAAAAUCACAGAUGUGGCUCUCGAGAAGAUCUCCAGAGCUCUUGGAAUUCUGACAUCUCAUCGGAGUGGCCUUUUGAAAACUUCGAAAAGCAAAAUUGCUUCGACUGCAUGGAAAAAUAAAGACAUUACAUUGCAGUCUACCAAGCAGUAUAUGUGUUUGCACGAUUUAACUAACAAAGGCAUUGAAGAAGAAAUUGAUAAUGAACACCCCUGGACUAAGCCUGUUUCUUCUGAAAAUUUCAGUUCUCCUUAUGUGUGGAUGCUAGAUGCUGAAGAUUUGGCUGAUAUUGAAGAUGCUGUAGAAUGGAGACAUAGAAAUGUUGAAAGUCUUUGUGUAAUGGAAACAGCAUCCAACUUUAGUUGUUCCACCUCUGGCUGUUACAGUAAGGAUAUUGUUGGACUAAGGACUAGUGUCUGUUGGCAGCAGCAUUGUGCUUCUCCUGCCUUUGCGUAUUGUGGCCAUUCAUUUUGUUGUACAGGAACUGCUCUAAGAACUAUGUCAUCCCUCCCAGAGUCCUCUGCAUCAUGUAGAAAAGCAUCAAGGACUAGAUUGCCUAUGGGAAAAGACUUAAUUUACUCUGGGAAUGAAAAAUCUGAGCAAGAGACUGGACGGGUACUUCUCUUUCUCAGUCUGUCAGGAUGUUAUCAGAUCACAGAUCAUGGUCUCAGGGUUUUGACUCUGGGAGGAGGACUGCCUUAUUUGGAGCACCUUAAUCUCUCUGGUUGUCUUACUGUAACUGGUGCUGGCCUGCAGGAUUUGGUCUCAGUGUGUCCUUCUCUAAAUGAUGAAUACUUUUACUACUGUGACAACAUUAACGGUCCCCAUGCUGAUACCGCCAGUGGAUGCCAGAACUUGCAGUGUGGUUUUCGGGCCUGCUGCCGCUCUGGCGAGUGACUCUUGACUUCUCACCUGUGUCUACUUCAUUUACUGAGCAGGCUUCCUUUCAUGCACUUUACUUGUAGCACAUUUCUGGUGUUAACCAUCCCUUCCUGAGGGUGACUUGUCUUGGCCCUAUUUCUUACAACCUCAGAAAUUGGAACUCACCAGUCAAUUGUAUAGAGUUGCUUCUCUUGCACACCCUAUUGUUGUUGCAUAAGGGGAUGAGGUUUUCUUUAUAAGGAUGAGAACACUUGUAACAGAUUUCUUUUAAAUGAAGAUAAAAUCCUUGGAAAAGAAUGUCACUAAUGCCAUGCCACUUAAAGUAUUUUUCAGAUUUUCUUGAGUUUGAAAGUCAGGAGAUUAUUGGUUCUCUUUCCACAUAAACACUGUACCAGGCUUUGCAGGUUUUUCAGAUGUACAUUUUGGAAGGUUUAUUUUCAGAGACCGUACAUUGGGGAAACCGGUCUCUCUCAUAAUGUUUCCUUUUUUUGAACAAUUCUCAGAGGGCCAAUACAAGCAUACCACACUUAAGAUUCUUGAAGAUUCUAGAAUAAGUUGGUUUCUUGGUGUUAGCUUGGUGAGCUAGCAAAGCACCAUUGUAUUUGUGUUUGUUUUCUUCCAAGACUUCAGGUCCCUACUACUGUUCAUAAAUUGCCAGAUCGACUGGGGAGGGGAUGGAUUUUUAAAAGUUCCACAGUUAUUUGAAGAAAUGUAUAAAUAAAAUUACUUUGAGGACUUUACCAAGUAAA